UCUUCCGGCUCGGAUUAAAAAUGCGCUGGUUAACACACAAACAUCUGCAGCAGAUUGCGUAUUUUCGUCCCUUUUUCCUUAGAAUGAGGUCCUGUUCACAGAAACCGCUACCUGUUUUAACGCUUUUCACCAAGGAUCCUUGUCCUUUAUGCGAAGAAGCGAAGCAAGACCUUGAGCCGUAUAAACAUAGAUUUCUAUUGCAGGAGGUGGAUAUCACUUUACCGGAAAACAGCGUGUGGCUCGACAGGUACAAGUUUGACAUCCCUGUCUUUCACAUGAAUGGGCAAUUUCUCAUGAUGCAUCGAGUGAACAUCGCUAUCCUGGAGAAGCGAUUGGAGAAAAUCGAGAAGACGCUCCAAAGUGGCACUGAGUAAAGAGCAAAGCGCGUUAAAAAUCUGUGACAAUAAAACUUUUGUGUUUGAAA
Messenger RNA from Brienomyrus brachyistius, 424 nucleotides. RefSeq names its product chromosome 7 C5orf63 homolog (gene c7h5orf63). The record is from RefSeq and is a predicted model, not a curated record. The transcript has 4 exons. The coding region runs from base 21 to 374 and encodes 117 amino acids. Lineage: Eukaryota; Metazoa; Chordata; Actinopteri; Osteoglossiformes; Mormyridae.